UGGACAUAACAAGUUAGUACCUUUGCCUGGAUUUCUACUCUUGGACGUUUGCAAAUGAGGAUUUGACAGCUUGGAAAUAUUCAGGUUUCCUGAGGAGACUGGAUGAAACCUGUGGCAGGAGGUGUGACGGAAGUUGGAUUAAAUCAGGAAGGAUAGAUAUCCAUUGUUGGAACCUUUUUUUUUUUUUAAAGGACCAAUGGGUGCUAAAUUCACCAUUUGCUGCUGUCACUACUAUCUGAAACACAACAGAGAAGAGAAGAGCGCCAUUUUGCGCAUGCGCACCACCACAGCUCCCAGGCGACCAGAUCUGUUAUCCAGCGAGUCCAGCGACAGUGACACAGAAGAGGAGAGCCUCUUUGGCCCACAGCCUUCGAAAAGGAGCCCGCGGAGCAACAAGCAAGGCCAAAGGAGCACAGCUGAGCCCUGGGCCAGCACAAACACACGCCGUGAUUCUCCCAUCAGGCGAGGAUCGGACAGAGAGCUACAGGCUUUUAUCAGCAUGAGAGACCAGGCUGACAAGGCCACAGAGGAAUGGGAGAAGCUGAAUUAUGACAUACACACUUUGCGCUAUGCAAGACGAGAAGUCAGAGCUCGAUGGAAGAAAAUCUUGUUGCAGCUAGGUUAUCAGCGUGAGGUGGAUUCCUUGCUGUGUGUUAACAGACAGAGCCGGUUCAGUCGAGAUCAGGAGCAUAAUAACAGAUCUACCGAACUGUUGAAACAGCUGCUGGACCACACCUCUCUCUUCCCUCCUGGGACAGGACCCCAGACCAGAUACCUCUAUGUUAUGGACUGCCUGGUGUCACUGGACAGUGCUGAGGACUUUGUCAGACUGGCCAAAGAAAAAUAUCCCAAGAAAUAACAGUGACAGAAAGAAAAAGACAUAAAGGCUGACAGAGAGGGUAACGAAAAAUUUUGAUAGACACUGCACAAGUAAACUUUGACACAUACCAGCAUACAUUUAAUGGUAAAGGCAAAUUGAAAUACCUGCUCUUUCACUGUUGAUUGAGUCAUUACACUGCAUAAUGGUAAGUUGCACUUUUUUGUAUAAACCGCACAGUUUGUAAGAGACAAUGUUACAGGUGGAGAUGCUGGUUAAAAUAUGUUUUUUGUGCUUGUUUUAGUUGGUUGUUUUGGUUAUGUAAUAUAGGUACAUACUGCAGACAGCCAAUUCAAAAAAAGUUAAGAAAUCCUCUGCAGGUACAUAGAUGUAUUUGGUGUCUAUAUUUAACAUGAGACAAUCCAUUUAACACAUGUUGUUAACUGAUGACAGUGAUGAUAACAAACUGUAUGUUUUUUGUGACUAAUAAAACAUAUUUGCUCA
Seriola aureovittata is the source of this 1321-nucleotide messenger RNA. Its product is annotated as melanoregulin-like. Gene Ontology annotation, cellular component: melanosome. NCBI's taxonomy places the organism in Eukaryota, Metazoa, Chordata, Actinopteri, Carangiformes, Carangidae. The transcript has 5 exons. Gene Ontology annotation, biological process: melanocyte differentiation; melanosome transport. Bases 197 to 859 code for a protein of 220 amino acids. The record is from RefSeq and is a predicted model, not a curated record.